AAGCAGUGGGUGGAGAUGAAACAGCACCUGUUUAAACCAGAUGAGGUGGCAGGGACACAAGAACCGGGAACUUACACAGAAAGAAGGACACAGUCCAGGCUGACGGAAUAGCUCAGAUUCAUCCAGGUACAGGUGAACACAGAAGAGAUCCCCUUUGUACCUGAUUUCAGCAGACUGACAAACACGUGUGAUGGAUAGAGAGGACACAAUGAAGAGGGAAAAAUACGCUCCAACACCUCUGACAGGCACAGAGGAAAACAUCUCUGUAAAUGUGGAGCCUUGGAAACCAUGGCCAAAAACAAGACGGACAGUCAUUGCAUGCCUGCGGACUAUUAAAGAUGUGUUGUUCCGUAUCGGUGACGACUGGUACUUCCUGUUUGCUCUGGGUGUGAUUAUGGCAAUGAUCAGCUUUGCCAUGGACUUCACCGUCUACAAGGCCCUGGAUGCACACAGGUGGCUAUUUCAGGAACUAGGAGAUAACGUACUUUUGAAAUACUUAGCAUGGACUGUCUACCCAGUUGCAUUUGUAUCCUUCUCCACUGGUUUUGCACAGAGCAUAAGCCCAUUCUCAGCAGGAUCUGGAGUUCCUGAACUGAAGGUGAUUCUGACAGGUGUAGUCCUGGAAGAAUAUCUGACAAUUAAAACAUUUGGUGCCAAAGUGGUAGGCAUGACCUGUACCUUGGCUGGAGGAAGCAUCAUAUUCUUGGGCAAAGUGGGUCCAUUUGUACAUAUUAGCUGUCUGGUAGCUGCUUAUCUGGGAAGAAUGAGAACUUCUGUCACUGGUGAAUACAUGAACAACAGGAAGAGGUAUGAGAUGUUAGUAGCUGCUGCAGCUGUUGCCGUUGCAAGUGUCUUUGGUGCUCCCAUUAGUGGAGUACUAUUCAGCAUAGAAGUGAUGACAACCAAUUUUGCAGUGAAAGAUUAUUGGAGAGGCUUCUUUGCUGCCACAUGUGGUGCAUUCAUGUUCCGGUUGCUUGCAGUCUUCAAUAGUGAAACAGAGACAAUCAUUGCUCUCUUCAACACAGCAUUUAAAGUUGAUUUUCCAUUUGACAUCCCAGAAAUGAUAUUUUAUGGCAUACUUGGGAUUAUUUGUGGGUUUGUAAGCUGCGCUUAUCUAUUUUGUCAGCGAUGGCUACUGGGCUACAUCCGGAGGAAUCGAUUUACUGCAAAACUUUUGGCUACUGAUAAAGUAAUGUAUUCUGCAUUGAUUGCCUUUCUUCUUGCAAGCAUUACUUUUCCACUAGGACUGGGUCAGUUCAUGGGUUCAAGGCUUACAAUGAAAGAACAUCUCAUAUCCCUUUUUGACAACAAACAGUGGGUUCUUAUUUCUCAGAAUUCUACUAUCAUCAGACCUGAUGCUGUUGAUCCCCAAAAUCUAUGGCUUGAGUGGUGGAAUCCAACAUUUACCUUCCUUGGCACUUUGUUCUUCUUUGUUGUAAUGAAGUUCUGGAUGCUCAUAUUAGCUACAACAAUGCCCAUGCCAGCAGGAUAUUUCAUGCCAGUACUCAUUUAUGGGGCAGGAAUUGGUCGACUAGUAGGAGAGUUUCUAUCAUAUGUGUUUCCUAAUGGCAUCAUGACAAAUGGUAUUUCCUGUACUAUUAUUCCUGGUGGAUAUGCACUUGCUGGUGCAGCGGCAUUUUCUGGAGCUGUUACUCACAGUCUUGCCACGGCCCUUCUUGUAUUUGAAGCAACAGGACAGUUUGCUCAUGCUCUUCCUGUUAUUAUAGCUACCCUUGUUGCCAAUGCCAUUUCUCAGCGACUGCAGCCUUCCUUCUAUGAUGGGACCAUCAUUGUGAAGAAACUGCCUUUCUUGCCUCAGAUUAGCAGUGCAUGUACCGAUGCCUUCAAAGUGACUACAGAACAAUUCAUGAAGACAGGGAUAAUUAGUUUAACAAAAAGUGCAGAUUACACAGAAGUGUUAAAUGCUGUCAUCUCCAGCAAUGAGUCUGAAUAUCCUGUUGUGGACAGCAAAGAUUCCAUGAUUCUUCUAGGUUCUAUAAAAAGAUCAGUGUUAAUUAGAUUUCUCCACACACACAGUCAAGAUCAAGCAGUUGAGGCGAAGGACAGUGUGAAUAAUUUAAGUGGCGACCUUUCACAGGACUGUGACAUUGAUGAAAUAACAUUUCAGCUUUCUACUCAGACAUCCCUACACCAGGCUCACAGCAUGUUUGAACUACUUAAGCUGCAUCUCAUCUACGUAACCAGAGCUGGGAAGGUAGAGGGUCUAGUUACAAGAAAUGAGCUGAGGAAGGCCAUAGAAGAUCUGGCUGCUGGAAAAUUAACACCCCUUUCAAAAUGAGAUAUAAAGCAAAGAGUUUUACUUCUUCCACCAAGCCAUACCAUGUGUGCAGCAAUACAAUCACCUGGCAGGAAUGCAGGCCCUAAAAGUCGACAACUCAGCAAGUGGAAUUAAUCACAAAUAAUAAAGGUGUUAUAAGUAAAACAUCUCUGGAAUUCUGAAAAAAAAAUCCUUGCAACUCAUAAUGUUUGCCUACAGUACUCAGAGAAGUCUAACAGACACCAUCUCCAUCUACACUAUAAAUGACUUAGUGCUCUUAUAAUUUAUCAGAAUGAAAACUAUUGGAGAAUAUGUAGAAUGACUUUCAUCCUUAUAUAUUUCCUUCAUAUUUACAGUAUGUGCCACAGUUUUUGUUUUAUUAUUUUGAUAAAUGAAGAGAGAAAUCUUGUAGCACACAAAUUGAGCUCUACAUAUUGAUGUAUAAAACACAAGGAACAUGAGAGAAUGACAUAAUUUCAGGCAUGUAAUAAGAAAUAAAAUUAUUUAUUCA
Molecule: messenger RNA, 2789 nt
Organism: Protopterus annectens (West African lungfish)
Lineage: Eukaryota; Metazoa; Chordata; Ceratodontiformes; Protopteridae
Product: chloride channel protein ClC-Kb-like
Exons: 21
Coding region: 191-2299 (702 amino acids)
Biological process (GO): chloride transport; transmembrane transport
Cellular component (GO): membrane
Molecular function (GO): voltage-gated chloride channel activity
Source: RefSeq, a predicted model, not a curated record